Clonostachys byssicola is the source of this 5097-nucleotide messenger RNA. The record is from the annotation of a GenBank genome assembly. NCBI's taxonomy places the organism in Eukaryota, Fungi, Ascomycota, Sordariomycetes, Hypocreales, Bionectriaceae.
AUGGAUCCAGAGUCGCUUCUUGCCGGAGAGCUCUCGGACGAGCUGCUUCAGCUCUACCAACGCCCGCUUGAUGAAGUUAGGCAUAGCCCGUGGGUGAGCAGCCCAUGCCUGCCGAAAGCUGUCUUGCUACAGUCUAUCCCUGCCCCGUCCCAUCCUUCGUUUCGACCACUUCACCUGCUCUACGUUGCCCUUUCUGAGCUUCCUGGACCAUGGCCUACAUUUGAGCUCGUCAAGUGCCACACCAGAGUUUCCAAAUACCUGCCUGACAGUGCUAGGAGUGGUGAAGGCGAUCAACAACUCCAGUGGCUUGUCGAUGCUACGAGCCAACUGGUAAAAAGAUCCUAUGGUGGGAUUGGUGACUUUUUGGGAGACGCUCCCCGUCCUGCUCUCCUCGCGACAGAUUCACGAAGCUACAUCACCCACCAGGGAUUGUCCAAGUAUGUGGCCAACUUUCGUCUACCUACACGCGAUGCGCCGAGAAAACCUACUGUUGCAAUCGCCCUCCCCAAUGGGCCACUUCUUGCUGCCACUUGUGUCGCGGUAGCCACCCACUACACCGCAGCCCCGAUCAAUCCAGUGGCAGGCCAGGAUCAGUUUCGGGCAGAUGUCGAAAAUUCUGGCGCCAGUCUGAUCUUAACGACCCUGGACGACUGCGAGAAGUUGGGGGUACAAGAAUGGGCGCCUUCAAGGGGGGUUGAGAUCGUGGUGGUGGACUGGGAUCAAAGAGACGGCAUAGCUCUGAGGUCGUUGGAGGGACGGGCCUUGGCUUGCUCCGAAAAGCCGCCUGAGCCUAACCGAGCCGACGACAUUGCCCUGAUUCUAUUCACAAGCGGGACGUCUGGGACGAAGAAGAUAGUACCUAUCACGGUGCACUCGAUGAUUGCCGGUAUCUUGUUUGUCAUGGAAUCCUGGGGCUUGACUGAGACGGAUGUCUGCCUCAACAUGAUGCCCUUGUAUCAUGUAGGAGGGUUGAUUAGAAACAUCUUUGCGCCCCUAUUUUCUGGCGGUUCCACGAUAUGCUGCUCUGCGUUUGAUCCCAAUAUGUUUUGGGAUGUUGUGGAGGAGCUACAUCCUACUUGGUACUAUGCUUCUCCCUCUAUGCAUUCAGUGAUCCUCGAACAAGCUUCCACACGCCAAGAGUCUCUGGAAAAGAGCCGAAUAAGACUUGCGUGUAAUGCGGCAGGUGGACUGUUGCCAUCCUUGGCCUGCCAGCUCCGCGAUACAUUCAGCUGCGUUGUGCUCCCCAGCUACGGAAUGACAGAAUGCAUGCCCAUUUCGACUCCCCCGCUUGAUUACAAACUUGAUAGGGAGGGGACGUCUGGUAUCAGUACCGGCCCCGAGUUGGCCAUUCUUGAUUGGAAUGAGGGGAAAGUGGAAUGUGGUACCGUUGGCAGAAUCUGUGUGCGCGGCGAACCUGUUUUCCCUGGCUACCUCAUGCCGGAUGGAACCUACGACAAAUCCCCUUUCAAUAAGCACGGGUGGUUUGAUACAGGUGACUUGGGUUACAUGGAUCCAGAGGGCUACCUCUACAUUACUGGCCGAAGUAAAGAGGUGAUCAACCGUGGCGGAGAGUUGAUCUCUCCGUUCGAGGUCGAGAACGCGAUCUUAUCGGCGUCCAUAUCAGCAGAGAGCCCUAUACAGGGACGUAUCAGUCAAGUUCUUGCAUUUUCUGCUCGCCAUGAUGUGCUUCAAGAAGUGGUAGCGGUCGUGCUGGUCACGCCCCCAAAAGUCCCAAGAGUUGACCUAAGAACUCUUCACACUGUUCUGCGGUCCUCAUUACAACAGGUGAAGUGGCCCAUGCUGGUUGUUUACAUGGACGACUUGCCCAAGAAGAACAAUAAGGUGUUGCGCAUAAGCCUCUCUCAGCGAUUGAAAUUACCAGGUGUGAGCGAUGAGACGAAUUAUCUUGCUCGACAUUGGGAGGCAAGGUGUCCACCGCCGGAUACGGCACUGUCAGUUGGAAUACCUUCAAAGUUAUGCCCAGUCGACCCUCUCGCUGUAUACCACAACCUUAAGGAGAUACUUCCUCAAAACUUGCGCCACUAUUACCGAAAUUCUUCUGACAUCGCUGCCGCCAGCCUUUUCAUCGCUCCGUGCAGAUCUGGGGGGCCUGCUUUAGACCCUCGACUGGCAGAUACUGUCAAAUCCCACAUGGCAAAAUCUUUACAUAAUUACUUGGUGCCAGAUCAAGUUCAAUUGAUGAAGGAACCAUUACCCACUCUCCCUGGUGGCGAAGUGGAUGAAAAGAAGCUUGACAAAGCCAUCAACGAGCUUCAGGAAGCGACUUUGGCUAAGCUGACUGCCUCUGUAGAAGGCAGAGUGACGAAGGCCUUUGCCGACGUUCUGGGAUGCCGGCCAGACGACGUGUUCCCAAAUGCCGACUUCUUCAGUCUUGGAGGUGACUCGCUUCGCGCUGGUCGUCUAGUAUCACUGCUUCGUACUACUUUCAAUGUCCAUCUGUCUAUCAACCUUAUCUUCAACCAUGGAACAGUCAAGGCCAUAGCCUCGCACAUUGAAGGCCUUCAGGGAGAGGAGGUAGAAGUCAAUACCAAGCCUGUCGGAUGUGCGGUAACACACAGCUCUACAAAUCCCUUCUUGAUGCUGCUGCAACUCUUCCCGAUGGUCGUCGCCUACCCGCUCCGCCGGGCCCUGCACCUGUCUAUUUUCAUGUUAGGUCUUUCGUAUACCCAGGGCUGGCCCACCAACAACUCAUUGGUCGGCAGACUACUCAACCUAACGAUUUCGCUCUUGUUUUCUGGGGUGGUGAUGCGGGCCUUCACCCCCUUUGUCGGCAUUUUGGCCAAGUGGCUGAUCAUCGGUCGUUACCGUGAAGGCCUCUAUCCUAUGUGGGGGCUUUAUCACACGAGGUGGUGGCUUGUCGAGAAGAUACACGCUAUCUGUGGUCUCGGGUUCUUCACUACGUGUGAUGCUACUAUGCGUAUGUACUACCGUCUCAUGGGAGCUCGCAUUGGAAAGGAUGUCAAGCUUUCCAAAGCGUCUCUGGGCGAAUGGGAUCUACUGGAUAUCCGAGAUGGCGCAACAUUGGCGGGGUGUAUCUGUCGUCCGUUUGCUGCUGAGGGUAACACCUCAAUGUACUUGGGCCGGAUCACCGUCGGGGAGAAAGCAUAUGUCGGAACAUCCUCAAUUGUAGCUGCAGGAUCUGUCAUCCCUGCCAAUACAUGUAUUGGCCCCAACUCUUCCAGUUGGGAGCUGGACGAUGCCGAUGAGUCCAACCGCGGACUGGGGCACUCGGGUGCGCCAAAGCCACAUUGGCUGCUGGCUGGACUCUUCACCUUUCCCCUUAGUGUGGUUGGUAAUUUCGCUGCCAUGAUGCCUUGGUUUGCUGGUCUUCUUGGAAUGGUGAUCGAUAAGCCAGCCCAAGGCAGCAUGGCCAUUCGCGCCAUCCUGAACUGGUUCACUGAUGCUGAUCGAGUCGGCUACCACUAUCUAGCACUUGUUCUGAGAAGUCUCUUGUCGCCCUUCAUUAUAUUCGGUUUCACCGUUCUUGUAAAGCUGUGUCUUGAUGUGAUAUUUGGUCAAAUGACUGGAGGACCGGCGGAAGGCCGCGGAGCCAUUGCGACCUGGCGAGCAUCCCUCAUCAAAACUCUGCUCCCUGAGAGACGCCUCCAUGACGUGACUGCUUUAUUUGGCCAGCACUACGAGGCUACUUCAGUGGCUAUCCGAAUGCUGGGAGGCAAGAUCGGAAAGCGCGUGUAUUGGCCAGGCACUGGGCCCUCAAUUGGAGAUUACCAUUUAUUGGACAUUGGGAACGACGUUGUGUUUGGAUCCAGAUCGCACCUUGUCACAUCGGAUAAAACAGGGUCUGAGAAAGUCAUUGUCCGCGAUCGCGCGAUGAUUGCCGACCGAGUCUGCCUUCUCCCUGGUGUUGACGUCGGGGAGAGAACUGUGAUGGGCUCAGGCGCACUCACGAAGCGUGGGGCACUGUACCCGUCAGAUGGCACCUAUGUUGGCUCCAAGGGAGGUGAUUCCGUUUGCUUGGCAGCUGGUCGUGAGAAGUCAACUAUAAGGUUCCGUGCAGCUCCCCACCAUAGUCGAAACGGCAGCGAAACGACAUUGGAAGCGGGAGAAGAUGUUGAGCAGAAGAGGGAGCCAAGGUCCCAGGUGCAACACAUGAGUAGCGACGACACUCUCGCCGAGACGCGAAGGAACUCUGCGAAGAAGUCACACAGAACCUCUGAGCGCUAUGUUGGCUCGGACUCGGAGACGGAGCGAAGUUCAAGCGAGGCAUCCAACGAUUCCUCUCCGUUCGGCAGAGCAUUUCACAUGAAGAUUGCCCCCUACCACGUUUUUGGGCAUUUCGCCAUCUUCUGCUACUCAUCAUUCCUCACGGUAUUCGCAUCAUUCUUCUGGAACGUGCCCAGCAUCUCAGCUGCGCAGGUUGUUGACGUGAUUGUGCGCCGCUUCGUACCUCAAGUCAGCUUCUGGUACGACUGGCUCGGUAUCUUCCUGUUGAACUGGGUGGUCAUUGCGAUCAUCACUACGCUCCAUGCCGUGCUGGCCGUGGCCAUCGUGAUAGCUGCGAAAUGGAUCCUGCUUGGACGACGCAUGCCUGGGAACUACGACUGGGACAAGUCGCCGUACUGCCAGCGAUGGCAGCUCUUCCUGUCUAUUGAGAAGAUUCGGCGCCAGUGUUACCGUGGCAAGGGCGUUCUGGGAAUGUUGACUGGUACUCACUGGACUGUGAUGUACUUCCGCGCCAUGGGAGCCAAGAUCGGCAAGGACUGUGCUCUGUUUGCCAAUGGGCGACCAAGUCUGGCCUUCACUGAGCCAGACUUGAUCAGCCUCGGGGACAGAGUCGUGGUAGAUGAUGCCAGUGUGGUCGCUCACAUAAACACUCGGGGCAAGUUUGAUCUCAACAGGCUGGAGAUUGGAGACCGGUGCGUCCUGCGAACUGGUAGCAGACUCUUGAGUGGUGCGACGAUGAAGAAUGACAGCUGCUUGUUGGAACACACCCUGAUCAUGGGCGGUGAUGUUGUGGAGGCAAACCAAACGAUGCAGGGGUGGCCCGCGGAGAGGUUCAAAGGGCAGAGAGUCAAAUGCGAGGCGAUACCCGAGCAGGUAACCGAGAAAGCCUGA